Molecule: messenger RNA, 2836 nt
Organism: Hyalella azteca
Lineage: Eukaryota; Metazoa; Arthropoda; Malacostraca; Amphipoda; Hyalellidae
Product: piggyBac transposable element-derived protein 2
Exons: 5
Coding region: 389-2479 (696 amino acids)
Molecular function (GO): sequence-specific DNA binding
Source: RefSeq, a predicted model, not a curated record
AGUACACCAGCAAAGUGUCAUGGGUGCCAGCAUUAUUGUACAUGAGAUAUUGAUUUAAAUCUUGAGUAAAUUAAGAAAUUAAAAAAUGAACAAGUUCUACAAAUGGUGUUCAAUGCCAGAUAGAGAAAUUUUACAUUGUGGAAGACUGCAGUCAGAAUUUUUUUACUUAUAAACCCUUCAAAUUCUGGUUGAAGUUAUGGAAAGUGAUGACUAAUGAGCAUCUGGCCUGCAGGCUGCUCUGCGUCUUCUCUCAAUCUUUGUCGGCAGUUGUUUGGUCUAUCUUGAUUUACCUCAUCAUUUUUUGUCUUCAGAUGCUAGAAUACUUAUUAUUGAGGUUAGAAAAAUUUUGUUCUACCUGCAGUAGUACCAGUAACUGAUCAUCAGGUCAAUGAAGACCAACAAAUCAGCUGUCAGUAAGGAUACUGUCCCUCCUCUUGAAAUGUCAUCUGAUAACAUUAAAAAAGAGAAUGCAUCCAAGGAAGAUGAUGUGACUGUAAAGGAAGAACAAAUUUUCAUUAAGGAUGAGGAGGAACUUCACUUCCAAACAAGCAGUGCCCAGCAAGGGUGCGGCUCUCAGGACAUAACUGCUCAGCAUGAAAAACAGGAUGGCUUGCAGUGCCAGGCUCCUCUCAAUGCCAUCAAAGAAGAACAGAUGGCUGAACCUUUUGGGAGUAUACAUGCUGGAAUUUCUGCAGAAGAGCAAAAUUUUUCUUCAGAUCACAGAGAAGAUUUUGAAAGACACAUGAAUCCUUCUUUGGUUUGCGGCUCUUGGCGAGAUCAUUCAGACGAAGAUGAUUCUUGUUCAUCAAGUAGCAACUGGAGUCGCGAUGUUUUGGAGGAUUUUUUGUCUGUAAGUUCUGGGAGUAAUUCGUCAACGUAUGCUGGAAGCGAGGAGGAAGAUAGUGAAUCUGAAAUGGAUAACUCUGAACUCCAUGUAGAUCGUUCGUGGGCUCCGAUUGUGGCUUCACAGCGAUCUUUCAGAUUCACAGGCCAAGAGGAGCUUCUGAAGAAACCAACGCCAAGUGGGGAGAAUAAUACGGUGUUGCCUUUGGAUUUAUAUGUUCUCUUUGUUACGGAUGAAGUUAUUGAUUAUAUUGUUAAUGGUACCAAUAGAAAUGCAACUAAAAUUCUUCAGUCAAAAGCUAUGAAAAGGAAGGCGAGGUUAGCCAAAUGGAAACCAACAUAUGCAGAAGAAAUGAGAAAGUUUCUUGGGAUUGUUAUGUGCAUGGGCCUAGUUCGAGUCCCAAAAAUUGAACACUACUGGUCUAAAAGUGAGAUAUAUAAUUAUUCCUUCAUUCGAAACCACAUGUCCAGAGACAGAUUCAUGUUGUUACUGAAUAUGCUUCACUGUAAUGACAGCAAAGUGAUAGAUCGGCAAAACAAGUUGCGGAAAAUCCAGCCUCUAGUUGACACCGUUGCUGAGGCCUGCAGGUCAGUGUACACGCCAGGGUCGAAUGUUGUCAUAGAUGAGUCGUUCAUUCCCUUCAGAGGAAGAGGAAUCAGAGGAGAAUACAACCCUGCAAAGGCCCAUAAAUAUGGAUUGAAGAUUUAUAAGCUAUGCUCACCCAACUUGUACACUUUGAAUUUUCUUGUAUGUUCUGGCAACUUGUCCAAAGAACCCACAGUUCAGCGUUCGGAGUCUGUUGUUCUGCAGCUUUCAAGGCCUCUUGUUCAGCAGGGAUCAACUAUCUAUGCGGGUAGUUCAUAUUCUUCCGUGCCCUUGGCCGAAAAACUCUUACAGGCAAAAAUUUACUACUGUGGAACUGUGCGGAAAAACCAAGAAGCUUUGCCCCAGGCCAUCACAAAGGCCAAGCUAAAGAAAGGAGAAAUCGUAGGCUUGAUGAACGACAAAGGAGUGAAAGUUUGCUCCUGGAAAAAUAAAUGUAACAUUCUAACGUUAUCUACUGUGCCCGAACAUUCAGACAAUCUUCAGCCCUCUAAGAAAAAGAACCGAAGUGGAGUUGAAAUACUCAAGCCACAAAGUAUUCUUGACUACAGUGCUGCUGCAUUGGCUAUUCGUAAACCAGAUGAGUUGACAUCGUGCAAUUCUGCGAUCAGAAGCAGCACGAAGUGGUACCGUAAAUUGGCCAUCGAGGUGUUAACAGGAAUAGCUGUAAUAAAUGCCUGGGCACUCUACAAUCAGUUUUAUAGCCAUCAGAAGACAAUGGAACUGAUCGAAUUCAAAGAGUGCCUAGUCAUGUCUCUCAUUACUGGGAAAAACAAUGAAAAAAUACGUCCAGGACCAAGGCCUUCAAAUAUUGGAGGCCAGCGUUCCAGCCAUGCAUUAGUGGAGCCGACUGGAACAGUUCGCAAGACAAGGAAGCGUUGCCGGUCCUGCUAUGAAAUUACCGCUAAGUGUGAAGGAAGCGCAGCUGCGAGACGAAAAGCAAGGAAAGUGGCGACCUUUUGUGAUACUUGUGAAGGAAACCCACACCUUUGCGUAUCUUGCUUCUCCUUGAGGCAUUCAUCUCGAGUAUAAGUGUGCUUUCCAAUACCCACUUUUUUAUUGUGUUUUAUUUUCUGUGUUUAUUCGUAUUUCGUCCUGAAAUACAAUUCUCAGCCUUGGAAUAUCUUGAUUUAUGUUAUUGUUAUUUAUAAAAAAAUCACAUUCAUUUUUACAUGAAUACAUGUUGAGUAACUCAUCGUGAUUUGUACUAUACUACUAAUAUUCCUCUGAUGAGAUUUUUGAAUAAAAAUUAUCAUUUACUUACUGAAAUUUUUUUCUCCUCUACUCCAUCAAGCGAUCAUGAAAUAAUGUGAAUGAUGAAACCCCGUUUCACGUUUAGCACGAUUUUGUUUUAGGCUAUGGGUGGCAAAUUACGGACCAGGCAAUAAG